This is a messenger RNA of Sinocyclocheilus anshuiensis, 1579 nucleotides long. It is a transcript of the gene nipsnap2, whose product is annotated as nipsnap homolog 2. The coding region runs from base 50 to 904 and encodes 284 amino acids. The transcript has 10 exons. The record is from RefSeq and is a predicted model, not a curated record. NCBI's taxonomy places the organism in Eukaryota, Metazoa, Chordata, Actinopteri, Cypriniformes, Cyprinidae. Gene Ontology annotation, cellular component: mitochondrion.
AGCCGUUUAACUCCUUCCUCGCCUGCUGUUUGUGUCCUAUCAGUGGAAGAUGGCGACCAGAGUCCUUCAGAGCUCUUUCUCCGGCCUGUAUCGGGCCGCACACACGGGCCGGGCAAAAGGACACGUUACCGCUGUUAUCAGGGCUCUGUCAGCAUCUAAUAACCGGAACCGAGAGGACAGCUGGUUCAAAUCACUGUUUGUGCGGAAGGUGGACCCCAGAAAAGACGCUCACUCCCAUCUGCUAGCCAAGAAAGAGGACAACAACUUAUAUAAAAUCCAGUUUCACAACGUGAAGCCCGAGUGCCUCGAGGCCUACAACAAACUCUGUGAUGAGGUGCUGCCCUCCAUCCACGCUGACAAGAACUACCCCUGUGAGCUGGUGGGCACCUGGAACACCUGGUACGGAGAGCAGGACCAAGCUGUGCACUUGUGGCGGUACAGAGGAGGAUAUCCAGCUCUGACUGAAGUCAUGAACAAACUGAAGAACAACAAGGACUUCCUGGAGUACAGGAAGGAGAGGGGGAAGAUGCUGCUGUCCCGCAGGAACCAGCUGCUGCUGGAGUUCAGCUUCUGGAACGAGCCGGUGCCCAGAGGUAUUCACGGUUGUCCUUUUUCUUGUCUCCUGCAGCCCGGGACCAUGAUUGAAUGGGGCAACUAUUGGGCCAGAGCCAUCAGCUACCGGCAGCACAACCGCGAGGCAGUGGGCGGCUUCUUCUCUCAGAUAGGAGACCUGUAUAUGGUGCAUCAUCUCUGGGCGUAUAAGGACCUGCAGUCCAGAGAGGACACGAGGAACGCCGCCUGGCAGCAUGAGGGCUGGGAUGAAGUCGUCUAUUACACCGUGCCCCUCAUUCAGCACAUGGAGUCCAGGAUAAUGAUCCCGCUGAAAGCGUCUCCUCUCCAGUAAUGCAUCCAUCCAAAUCAUCCCCAUGAGCUCCAGACCAGACCGAGACGUCAGAUACUUCCACUGCCGUGAUUAUCUCAUGAUGCCACCCAACGUCACGCACAACACACUUGCUCGGACCGUAAUAAUUGCACCAGCAAACCCAACUGAAUCUGUAGGAAUGAAGGCUGUAAGUUUUGAGAAUCUUUCUUAUGACGUAGACAUAUCUGAAAUCUGCUGCUUGUGUUUAUCUGUAUAUCGCUCGGCCUAGAUUUGUUAAAUGAAGUUUCGUUGGAAUAUGUAAAGGAUAUAAAAGUGCAUUAAAUUACUGUAAGUGUAGAGUAUUAACCCCUUCUGGUCUGGUGGCCGCUGCAUCUUUGAUUCACCAGAUCUCAAAACAACCCUCAUAUUUGAAUGCCUUAGUUAAUGCAGACGUGUAUGAACGGACUUCUGUCAGAAAGCAAACGUUUACCGUUCACCCUGCUGCAAUCUAUUCAUGUAUUUAUUGCAUAUUUAUAAGCUGUAAAUAUAAACCCCCACAUGGAGACUGUUUCAUGUUUUAAUAACCUACAGCAGAAUCCAUCCUACAUAUUCAGAUCAGUUAUUAACCAGAUGAAAUCUAAAUACACUGUUGGUUACUAAAUAGCCCUCGUUUAAGCAUAUCUGUGCAACUGGAGCUGGACAAGCCUCGUCAGGGAC